AUGGCACCUUAUGAGGCGUUAUACGGGAAGAAAUGUAGAUUGCCGCUUUACUGGGAUAAAGUGGGCGAAAGAAGAAUCUUAGGGCCAGAUACAGUAGGCGAGAUGAUCAACAUCGUUCGUCAGAUUCGACAGCGUAUUAAAGAGGCCCAGGAUAGACAGAAGUCUUAUGCCAACAAAUGCCGAACCGACUUGCAGUUUGAGUGUGGGGAUAAAGUCUUUUUGAAGGUUUCUCCCUCUAAAGGGAUUAUAAGUUUUGGCGUGAAGGUUGAGGAAAUAUGUUCAAGGCACGUGAUCCAAAGGGAUGGCGUUAUCCUCAGCCCAGAUAUGAGCUAUGAAGAGAGACCCGAAUCUAUCAUAGAUCGGAAAGUUCAAGUACAAAGGAAUAAAUCGAUACCCUUAGUAAAAGUUCUUUGA
This is a messenger RNA of Salvia miltiorrhiza (redroot sage), 414 nucleotides long. RefSeq lists its product as uncharacterized. The transcript has 2 exons. The record is from RefSeq and is a predicted model, not a curated record. NCBI's taxonomy places the organism in Eukaryota, Viridiplantae, Streptophyta, Magnoliopsida, Lamiales, Lamiaceae. The coding region runs from base 1 to 414 and encodes 137 amino acids.